GACUAUAUUUGCCCACGGUGUGAAUCUGGUUUUAUUGAAGAACUUCCUGAAGAGCCGAGGAAUGCUGACAAUGAGACCAGCUCCUCUACGUCAACCAGUGAUCAGAGCAGGCAUCCUUUUGAGAACGUGGAUCAGCCCUUAUUCACCUUGCCACAGGGCUACGGCCAAUUUGCCUUCGGGAUCUUUGAUGACAGCUUUGAGUUUCCGUUUGGGUCCAAUGUGCAGCCGGAAGACAACAGGGACUCCGAGAGCCGGAGGGAGCGAGAGCACCAGUCUCGGCAUCGAUACGGUGCAAGGCAGCCCCGAGCCCGUCUCGCCACGCGCCGUGCUGCUGGCAGGCACGAGGGAGUUCCCACGCUAGAAGGAAUUAUCCAGCAGCUGGUCAAUGGGAUUAUUGCACCUACAACAAUACCAAACCUGGGGCUAGGUCCUUGGGGAGUCUUGCAUUCAAAUCCAAUGGACUAUGCGUGGGGUGCCAACGGCUUGGAUGCGAUUAUUACACAGUUACUGAAUCAGUUUGAAAACACUGGACCGCCGCCAGCAGACAAAGAGAAGAUCCAGGCCCUCCCCACCAUACAAAUUGCGCAGGAACACGUAGAUUCUGGGUUGGAGUGUCCUGUGUGUAAAGAAGACUAUACAGUCGGUGAAAAUGUCCGGCAGUUACCUUGCAAUCACCUGUUCCACAACAGCUGUAUAGUCCCUUGGCUGGAACAGCAUGACACGUGUCCUGUGUGCCGGAAAAGCUUAAGUGGACAAAACACUGCCACAAACCCCCCAGGACUCACGGGGAUGAACUUCUCGUCAUCCUCCUCUUCCUCUUCCUCCAGCUCACCGAGUAAUGAAAACUCAUCGAACAACUCAUGAAUCUUAAUCCAACCCUCUGUCCCUGGGGCCCCGUCCAUUGCCCUUCCUCCCUCCCCAGCCAACGUAAGCCACGCGAGGGGCUUCCAGAGCAGAGCGAGGGGAGGGUAGCAAGGGGGAAGCAGCGCCCCCAGAAUUCCCUUUUGAGUUCUGAAGACGCGGAGACUCUGGGUCCUUCAGAGAUGAGAAGCCUCGAGUUCUGUGAUGGGGGGAAAGAGCUCUGUCUAUUAAUAAAAACAUCCAUUUGCCGCGUGGACUUUUGACCAUUGCAGUGAAAGGCUGCUCUGCCCCGCAGACGGGAAACCCGAGGUGCUGAGCUAGCGGUUGCAAUUCUGAAUGGAAAGGUUGUUUGUAUGGUUUUGAAUUUGAGAUUUCUUCAUUU
Messenger RNA from Balearica regulorum gibbericeps (East African grey crowned-crane), 1243 nucleotides. Lineage: Eukaryota; Metazoa; Chordata; Aves; Gruiformes; Gruidae. The record is from RefSeq and is a predicted model, not a curated record.